Molecule: messenger RNA, 1134 nt
Organism: Candida albicans SC5314
Lineage: Eukaryota; Fungi; Ascomycota; Pichiomycetes; Serinales; Debaryomycetaceae
Exons: 1
Coding region: 1-1134 (377 amino acids)
Molecular function (GO): protein binding
Source: RefSeq, a predicted model, not a curated record
AUGUUGUCUACAAAAUUCACUCUACGGUCACAUAAAUCAUCCGUAGCAUAUAUCUAUCAAGAUCCAAGAACUCCUUUCAAUCUUUUCACGGCAGAUUCUUCUGGGUUAAUAAUCAAUUGGGAUUUAACAAUCCGUCGACCUAAAAAAUCAUGGCAAGCUCAUACUGAUACCAUACUUACGAUAUCAACAAUUCAUAAUCAUUUAUUAACCCAUUCUCGAGAUAAUACCAUUAAGAUAUGGGACGAGUCGUAUAGCUGUGUUUUGGAAAUACCUUGCAAUGCAUUGAAUUUUAGUAAUAUUUGUAUUAUAUAUGAUUUAUUAAUUACUCCUGCAAGUAUCAAUUCUAAUAAUUUGGAUGUUUAUAAAAUCGAUAAAGAUUGGCAAAUUACAAGAUUAAUAUCGGAUUUUGAUGUUUAUAAAUUAGUUAAUAAAGGUGAAAUAAUAGAAGAAAUUGGAUCUUCUGGAACCAGUCGUAAUGAUUUUGGUAUAAUAAUGCAAAUGAAAAUCAUCCACACUAACACCACUACCACCACCAGUGAGAACAAUUCUGAUUAUAUCAUUUAUGUGGGCUUUGAAAGUGGUGAUAUUGUAGGGCUACAGUUGAUAUUACCACGGGCAAGAAUAUUAUCAACUACAGGAAACACUAAUGAUAAAACCCUUAUUAAUCAAUCAGCGAAAUUUAUUCUUCAAUAUCAUAAUUCAACUCAUGUCCCUAAUCCAGUGAUUUGUCUACUGAAUCUAGAUUCAGUGUUAGUAUCUGGAUCAACAACUAAUAAAGUGAUUAUUCAUAGUGAUCCCAUUGAAAUAAUGAAAAUGGAUCAUUCAGGAAUUCAAGCAAUUGUUAACUUUAAGAAUGAUCGAUUAAUUUUUGGAUAUUGGAAUGGAUAUAUUCAAUAUGGUGAUAUAUCAAUUAAUCAAAGUUUACCAAAAUUAGGCAACACUGAACAAGAAAAAUCGAAAUUAACAAAAAAAUUAACCUUCAUGACUAUUUUGAACGAAUCAAACCAAGAGACAUUACAAUCUCCUACUGGUAAAUCCAAAUAUUUGGCACUUUUGAAAUCAAAAAGAAACCUUGUAUUUCCUCUUUUAUUAGCAGGAUAUGAAGAUGGUUCAAUACUUGCUUACAAUAUAUAG